This is a messenger RNA of Parascedosporium putredinis, 1824 nucleotides long. NCBI's taxonomy places the organism in Eukaryota, Fungi, Ascomycota, Sordariomycetes, Microascales, Microascaceae. The record is from the annotation of a GenBank genome assembly.
AUGGCUCCCGCUAUUGGUAUCGAUCUCGGAACGACCUACAGCUGUGUAGGUAUCUUCCGAGAUGAUCGUUGCGACAUCAUUGCCAACGACCAGGGUAACCGUACCACUCCCUCUUAUGUCGCUUUCACCGACACUGAGCGUCUCAUCGGAGACGCGGCGAAGAACCAGGUCGCCAUGAACCCCAAGAACACAGUCUUCGACGCCAAGCGUCUAAUUGGCCGCAAGUUCCAGGACGCCGAGGUCCAGGCUGACAUGAAGCACUUCUCCUUCACCGUCAAGGGCGACCAGGGCGGUAAGCCCGUCGUUGAGGUCGAGUUCAAGGGCGAGACCAAGCAGUUCACUCCUGAGGAAAUCUCUGCCAUGAUCCUCACCAAGAUGCGAGAGACUGCCGAGAGCUACCUCGGUACCACUGUCAGCCAGGCUGUCAUCACCGUGCCCGCCUACUUCAACGACUCUCAGCGUCAGGCCACCAAGGACUCUGGUCUUAUUGCUGGUCUCAACGUUCUCCGUAUCAUCAACGAGCCCACUGCUGCCGCCAUCGCCUACGGUCUCGACAAGAAGCACGAAGGUGAACGCAACGUCCUCAUUUUCGAUCUCGGUGGUGGUACUUUCGAUGUCUCCCUCCUCACCAUUGAGGAUGGCAUCUUCGAGGUCAAGGCUACUGCUGGUGACACCCAUCUUGGUGGUGAGGACAUGGACAACCGUCUCGUCCAGCACUUCAUCAACGAACCUCGAUCGAAAUCGACUCUCUUCGAGGGUAUCGACUUCUACACCUCCAUCACUCGUGCCCGUUUCGAGGAGCUCUGCCAGGAUCUUUUCCGCUCCACCCUCCAGCCCGUCGACCGCGUCCUUACCGAUUCCAAGAUCGACAAGGCCAACGUCCACGACAUUGUCCUCGUCGGUGGUUCCACCCGUAUUCCCCGCGUCCAGAAGCUCAUCUCGGACUACUUCAACGGCAAGGAGCCCAACAGGUCCAUCAACCCCGAUGAGGCCGUUGCCUACGGUGCCGCCGUCCAGGCUGCCAUUCUCUCUGGUGACACCUCCAACAAGACCACCAACGAGAUCCUGCUCCUCGAUGUCGCCCCGCUCUCCGUCGGUAUCGAGACUGCUGGUGGCAUGAUGACCAAGCUCAUUCCCCGCAACACCACCAUCCCCACCAAGAAGUCGGAGAUCUUCUCCACUUUCUCGGACAACCAGCCUGGUGUGCUUAUCCAGGUGUACGAGGCUUACCGGUAUUCCCCCGCUCCCCGUGGUGUUCCCCAGAUCGAGGUUACCUUCGAUGUCGAUGCUUCCGGUAUCAUGAACGUCUCCGCCGUUGAGAAGGGCACCGGCAAGUCCAACAAGAUUGUCAUCACCAACGACAAGGGCCGUCUUUCCAAGGAAGACAUCGAGCGCAUGCUUUCUGAGGCCGAGAAGUACAAGGACGAGGAUGAGGCCGAGGGCCGCCGCGUCGCUGCCAAGAACGGUCUCGAGUCGUACGCCUACUCUCUCCGCAACACUCUCGGCGACGAGAAGGUUGACGAGAAGCUCGAUGCUAGCGACAAGGAGAAGCUCAAGGCCGAGAUUGACAAGAUUGUCGCUUGGCUCGACGACAACCAGCAGGCUACUCGCGAGGAGUACGAGGAGCGCCAGAAGGAGCUCGAGGGUGUUGCCAACCCCAUCAUGAUGAAGUUCUACGGUGCUGGUGGCGCUGGUGGCAUGCCCGGUGGCAUGCCCGGCGGCCCUGGCGGUCCUGGCGGCUUCCUGGCGCUGGUGGCCCCGCCGGCGGUGCCUCGCACGACGAUGGCCCCACCGUCGAGGAGGUUGACUAAAUGCACCUCGUAG